UUAACUUCCUUGCGUUUAAGAUCUCAGCUUUUAAACUUGGUGAGCUUAGAUGUUUUACACUCGAGAGAAGAGAAGAGAACAGAACCAGUGGCAUAGUGAGAUAGGUUUUCCAACAUCAAAGAUCAAAGUUUAAUCUGAGGAUUCAAAUACAAAUUUUAAUUUUGUGGUGUCGGUAAGUUUCUGUUCAAAGCAAACAAGUUUAUUCAUCGACAGAUUUAGUAAGUUUCUGCCAAAGAUUAAUGCUAUAAAGCUUAUUCUAAGGAUUCAAAUUGGGAUUUCGAUUUUGGUCCAGCAACUCUUGUAAAACUUACUUUCAUAAAAAACCUCACUGAACAAGCAAAGGAGAAAAGGAAAAAAAAAAACCACUUCACUAAACAGGAAUUCUCACACCUCACAAAUGUCAAAUGACGAGGAGAAUCCCAAAGCUGGCGAAGCACGGAAAAGCAACGAAACCUCUUUGCCAUGCUUGGAAACCCAAGCAACCUUGUAUGAGCGCUUGCUCCAGCAGGCAUCGAUAUAUGGUAUAGCUGCUGGAUACUGCCUUUCAGCAUCCCUCCUUUCAAUCAUCAACAAAUGGGCUGUGAUGAAAUUUCCGUACCCUGGGGCAUUGACUGCCUUACAGUACUUCACAAGUGCUGCUGGUGUCCUACUCUUUGGACAGCUCAAGUUUCUGGAGCAUGACCGGCUUGACCUUUGGACAAUGUGGAGAUUUCUUCCUGCAGCCUUCAUAUUCUAUCUCUCCCUCUUCACGAAUAGUGAGCUUCUCCUCCAUGCCAAUGUUGAUACCUUCAUUGUUUUCAGAUCCGCUGUUCCCAUCUUUGUUGCGAUAGGUGAAACCCUCUACUUGCAUCAACCAUGGCCCUCAAUGAAGACAUGGAUGUCACUUGGUACCAUAUUUGGUGGAAGUGUUCUGUAUGUUCUUACAGAUUACCAAUUUACAUUAACGGCAUACAGCUGGGCCCUUGCUUAUCUCAUCAGUAUGUCUAUAGACUUCGUAUACAUCAAGCACGUUGUCAUGACAAUUGGGCUCAACACAUGGGGUCUUGUGCUCUACAACAAUCUCGAAGCCUUCCUCUUGUUCCCUUUUGAACUGUUUAUAAUGGGGGAACUGAAAAAGAUAAAGCAUGAAAUUACAGAUGAGUCAGAUUGGUAUUCGUUUGCUGUUAUACUUCCAGUAGGUUUAUCAUGUUUGUUCGGUUUGGCCAUUUCUUUCUUUGGGUUUUCUUGUCGAAGGGCAAUAUCCGCAACAGGGUUCACCGUGUUAGGAAUAGUGAACAAACUUUUAACAGUUGUGAUUAAUCUGCUCAUAUGGGAUAAGCAUUCAACGUUGGUCGGUACACUGGGGCUUCUAAUAUGUAUGGGAGGUGGAGUUCUUUACCAGCAAUCUACCAGUAAGAAGCCAAACGAUAUAAAAGAACAGACUAAACCACAAGGAAGUGAAGAAGAACAAGAAAAGCUUAUUGAAUUGCAGAAGAAUGUAAACGAGACCAAUACACAUGAAAAGGAGGUUAUCGGAUCAAGAAGUUAGAUAAGAGGUGGUAACGAUUCUUUUCUAUUCUUUUAAAAUUUUGGCCAAUUUUGGUUUUUGAUUGAAUUCCCUAAAUUGCAAUGUCAAAUGAAUGUCAAAAUCUUCAUGAUUGUAUGGUAGGUAAUGGUACAGUUGGUACA
This is a messenger RNA of Papaver somniferum (opium poppy), 1668 nucleotides long. RefSeq names its product GDP-mannose transporter GONST3-like. The transcript is spliced from 4 exons. Lineage: Eukaryota; Viridiplantae; Streptophyta; Magnoliopsida; Ranunculales; Papaveraceae. The record is from RefSeq and is a predicted model, not a curated record. Gene Ontology annotation, molecular function: GDP-fucose transmembrane transporter activity; antiporter activity. The coding region runs from base 398 to 1528 and encodes 376 amino acids. Gene Ontology annotation, cellular component: Golgi apparatus.